Messenger RNA from Orcinus orca (killer whale), 7603 nucleotides. RefSeq names its product beta-1,4-galactosyltransferase 5-like. Gene Ontology annotation, biological process: carbohydrate metabolic process; glycoprotein biosynthetic process. The record is from RefSeq and is a predicted model, not a curated record. Gene Ontology annotation, molecular function: UDP-galactose:glucosylceramide beta-1,4-galactosyltransferase activity. Lineage: Eukaryota; Metazoa; Chordata; Mammalia; Artiodactyla; Delphinidae.
UGGGAGGGCUCACGCCAGGGAGUCCUUCCCAGGGCUUCUGCUGCCAGUGUCCUGGUUCCCGCGGUGAGCCACAGCCAUCCCCCGCCUCUGCAGGAGACCCUCCGACACUAGCAGUGAACACCUACCUCUUCAUGAUGCAGGCUCAAGCCAUUCUCAUCUGGGACAACAUGAGAACGAUCGGCGCUCAGGUUUACCAGCAGGUAGUUCGGAGCGCUUACGCGAAGAGGAACAGUAGCGUGAAUGACUCAGAUUAUCCUCCUGACUUGAACCACAGCGAAACCUUCCUACAAACCACAACUUUGCUUCCUGAAGACUUCACCUACUUUGCAAACCAUACCUGCCCUGAAAGGCUCCCUUCCAUGAAGGGCCCCAUAGCCAUAAACAUGAGUGAAAUUGGAAUGGAUGCCGUCCAUGAACUCUUCUCUAGAGACCCAACCAUCAAGCUCGGAGGUCACUGGAAGCCAUCGGAUUGCAUUCCUCGAUGGAAGGUGGCAAUACUUAUCCCCUUCUGGAACCGCCAUGAGCACCUCCUGGUCCUGCUCCGACACCUGAUUCCCAUGCCCCAGCGCCAGCGCCUACAGUUUGCAUUUUAUAAGGUGGAGGAAGUUGGCACCCAACCCUUUAACCGAGCCAUGCUUUUUAAUGUGGGUUUUCAAGAAGCAAUGAAGGACUUGGACUGGGACUGUCUUAUUUUUCGUGAUGUGGAUCAUAUACCAGAAAGCGAUUUUAACUAUUACGGAUGUGGACAGAUGCCAAGGCACUUUGCAAUUAAACUGCAUAAGUAUAUGUAUCUGCUUCCUUAUACUGAGUUCUUUGGCGGAGUGAGCGGCUUAACAGUGGAACAGUUUCAGAAAAUCAACGGCUUUCCUAAUGCUUUCUGGGGUUGGGGUGGAGAAGAUGACGACCUGUGGAACCGAGUACAGAAUGCAGGCUGUUCUGUGAGUCGGCCGGAAGGUGACACAGGGAAGUACAAGUCCAUUCUUCAUCACCACCGAGGAGAAGUCCAGUUUCUUGGAAGGUACGCGUUGCUGAGGAAGUCCAAAGAACGGCAAGGGCUGGACGGUCUCAACAACUUGAACUACUUUGCAAACGUCACAUACGAUGCCUUGUAUAAAAACAUUACUGUCAAUUUGACACCCGAGUUGGCUCAGGUGACCGAGUACUGAGAUGAGGGGAGAAGAUAUGUUUGCUUCACCCACCGCCCCCAAGAAAGCAGCCUGACGACAUGUCUAGGGGCUCCGCAGAAGAAGAAAACAGAAAUCCAGUGUCUCAUGAAGGAUCACAGGGUUCAAGGAAAAAAUGUGAACAGAGCACAUGCACAAAACGCCUUCACCAUUUGGACUCUCUGGGCUUGAGGGAGAAGGCCGGGAACUGACUUUCUCUUUUCACAAGGCUGCUCUUCUCCCCCAUCUUCUGCCCUGAUGUCCCAUCUCCUCCACAAUCUCCAGAACCAAAGCUGUGAUCAGCCACCAUCCCGCCACGAAUGGCCUAGGGAGCUUCUUGGCCUUCAGAGCAAAGAGGCAGACCCACCACAGGGCAGCUGUGUUUUAGGAAGGGCAAAGGAAACUCCACACAACCAUUCUUCUACAUCUCUGGUGUUCUCUUUGGUUUCAUUAAAAAAAAAAAAAAAAAGAGGUAACAGAAGGAAUCCUUAUGGUGAUGGACCUCUUAUAUAUUUGGACAGUGGAAGUGAUUAGAUGAAUCUAUACAUGCAAUAUAUAAUUGCACAUUAUUGGGCUUCCCUGGUGGCGCAGUGGUUGAGAAUCUGCCUGCCAAUGCAGGGGACACGGGUUUGAGCCCUGGUCUGGGAGGAUCCCACAUGCUGCGGGGCAACUGGGCCCGUGAGCCACAACUACUGAGCCUGUGCGUCUGGAGCCUGUGCUCCGCAACAAGAGAGGCCACGAUAGUGAGAGGCCCGCGCACUGCGAUGAAGAGUGGCCCCUGCUUGCCACAACUAGAGAAAGCCCUCGCACAGAAACAAAGACCCAACACAGCCAAAAAUAAAUAAAUUAACUCCUACCCCCAACAGCUUUAAAAAAAAAAAAAAAAGAGGUGACAUAAAAAAAAAAUUGCACAUUAUUAAAUGCACAAACAAAUAAGUGCAUGUAUAACUUAAGAAAUAUGGAUCGAUCAUUGAAUUAUAGCAAUGUCAAUAGUUUGAUUGUGAUAUUGCACUAUAGUUAUGCAAGGUGUUAUCUGGGGGAACUGAGUAAAGGGUACAUAAGGUCUCGCUAUAUUAUUUCGUACAACUGCAAGUGAAUCUACAAUUAUCUCAAAUUUUAAAACAUAAUUUUUUUUUAGUUUGGACCUUUUGACUGCCUUCAUCCAGUUCCCCUCCCCCCACCCUCUGCCUCUGGUAACCACAAAUCUGAUUUCUAGAUGAGUUUGUUUAUUUAUUUUUGAAGUACAAUUGACCUACAACACUAUGUUAGUUCCUGUUAUACAAUACAGUGAUUUGAUAUUUCUAUACAUUUCAAAAUGAUCACCACAGUAAGUCUAGUUACAAUAUGUCACCAUACAAAGAUAUUAUAUAGUUAUGGACUAUAUUCCCCACACUAUACAUUUCAUACCCAUGUCUCAUUUAUUUUGCACCUGGAAGUGUGUACCUCUUAACCUCCUUCACCUAUUUCCCUUCCCCCCAUUAUUUUUUUUUAAAUACAGAGAAUUAGAGAAAAAAAAAUCUCUCUUCCAUGACUGGCCCAGUAAGGUAUUAAUCUCGCCUUUUCGUCAGUCGAAUUUCUUAGUACUCUUUUUCUGUAUUUCUGUAUUUGAUCCAUGUGUUUAUCCAUGUAUGUGUUUGGAGCAGAGUGAGUUUUCAAAGCUGAAUUCACGCUGCCAUAUGAGCCCAGAAGACCUCACUUUAACGAACUAUAGAAGCAUUGAAAGGCUGCACUCAGAGUCAGUGCUGGGCAGCAACUCCAUCCAAACAGUCCUCCCUUGGGGUUAACAUUUUCAUGGUAAUUUGAAGUGUUCACAAUAUUACUCACUUCUUUACAACAGUUUUAUUAAGUUAUACGAGAAAUUCAUCUUCUCUAUAGAAAAGUUAAAAAUUCAAAGAAGUAAAAGAAAAAAUAAAAACCCAACUAAUUUCUAAUCUGAUUUUGGAAAGUAAACUUGUCACCUCAGAAUAAACUCCAGAAUCAUUUUGCUAUUAAUUGAGAUGUUUAGCAGAAAGUUUAUCAAGACAGAAUAUGGAUUUUAUUAAACAGGACUCAACUUAUAAUUAGCCAUCAUUUGGCUCUUCUCACCUCUGAAAACUGACCAAUAGUCAGAAUUUCACACCUCCGAAUGAAAAUUGGCAUCCACUGUUUUGAGAUAACCAGAGGAACGGCAGCGUUCAAUGUAAGCAAUAUGACAAAACCUCAUAACUUAGGGCUUACUGUUUUGAAAAGUGUAAAAUAAAUCAGAUAAUUCAACUGAUGAGAUAUUCAGAAAAGUAGUGCUUAAAUGGUCUGGGCCUCGAUGGUAAAGGACAGCUGUUGGACUUAAUGAACAUACUCAUAUGAUGAUAGUUCUAUGAGGGAGUUGCAUGUUUAUAUCCAUAAAAAGGUGGAAGAUAAUUAAAGAUUCAAAUGAGGUAAUCAUUCCUUAAUAAGGUCUACUAAGGCUUUAACAUUAGGCCAUUAGAAAAGAAUCUGAUGAGCAACUGUCAGGUUUGUAUCAGAAGCAAUCAAGCAUGUGUCCAAACUCCACUGCUGUUACGUGAGUGUGAGGGAUGGAAAUGGCACACAGGCUUUGCUGAAGAACAAUCAUCCUAUGAUAAUGAAGUGGGGGUUAAUGCUAAUGCAGGAUAUAUUUGGAAACUUAAGCAGGUGCUUUGGGAAAGGCUUAUCUGUGGUCAAAUGCUGGUCUCCAAGGAAAGCAAAGAGAUGCCUGGGCUCCCUGUUAUCUGAAUGGUUGGUGGAGAUGCUCCAGUUGGUUCUGAAGGCACAAAUGCCUAAGAGUUAUUACUGACUUUUUAAUAUCCACCUAGGUCUUUAGACCCAAAUGCUGGAGAAGUGAGCAGAUACAUGGGACAGUUAUGGACUCUGUUCACCCCAUUAACUUAAGGUUGAGAUAGACAGUCCUGAUAGCUAUCUCCAGGCCCCCUUGUUUCCGGUCCCCCCUGCCACCAUUGUCUGUGAAGUCUUCAAAAAGGAGAAGCACUUCCCAAGCAGGAGACCCUCGUCUACUCCCAUCCUACCCUCCAGCUGCCUAGGAGGAAAGAAAGCUAGAGAGAACCAAAAAGAGGGAGUUUAACUCCAUUUUGCUCCUCCUCUGAAAUUUCGAUUUCCUUAGCACAGAAGACCCCUUAUGUCUUCUUGAAAAGUGAAUUUGGGCAGAAGGGAAGUUAUGACUGUGCCCUAGAGGUCAAAGUAUUUGAUCAGGAGUAUAUGGGGAGGGGGCAUUCUCCUCCUACCCCCUUGUUCAUACCUCAACACCCUGGAGCAGGACAUUGAUGAGAGUCCCAUGUCCAUGGGGUCUUUCCUGGAUGGGUCUAAUGUGCCAAUGGUUCAUGCUAAUCCUUGGGUCACUUUUUUUUUCCCCCUUUUGGGUUUUCCUGACUUCAGAUGGAAUUGCUUCAUAGAGCCUGAUCUUCUAUAGCUGCUUUAGACCUUCACCUGCUGGAAAGGUCUGAAAUUCUCCAGCUUUUUAGUCUCAUUAGUGGAUAAGUUGAAAUUGGAGUAAGAGGCUGAGUGUCUCUGCACAUUACGCAAAUCAACUUUGCCAGCACCGUACUACUUUCCUCAUUGACUCCUUGAAUCUAGUUAUAAAUAGGUUAGAGCUAAUAAAUGAGGAGUGAGUGAUGGGUCCUCUCCACUUCUAACAGCAAAGUAAAACAAAGGUAUCAUUGAACCUUAAAUGCGAUAAACAAUUCUUUAUUUUUUUAAAUAAAUUUAUUUAUUUAUUUUAUUUAUUUAUUUUUGGCUGUAUCGGGUCUUCGUAGCUGCACACAGGACUUUCUCUAGCUGCAGCCAGCAGAGGGCUACUCUUUGCGGUGCACGGGCUUCUCAUUGCGGUGGCUUCUCUUGUUGUGGAGCCCGGACUCUAGGUGCACAGGCUUCAGUAGUUGUGGCACGUGGGCUCUAGAGCACAAGCUCAGUAGCUGUGGCGCACAAGCUUAGUUGCUCCGUGGCAUGUAGGAUCUUCCCAGACCAGGGAUCGAACCCGUGUCCCCUGCAUUGCCAGGCGGAUUCUUAACCACUGCGCUGCCAGGGAAGUCCCACGAUAAGCAAUUCUUGAAAGAGAAAGGAGGGGCAACUCAAUUAUUGAGAGGAAAGAAAUAUGACUGGAAAAAAGAACAUAGCAUAUAUGUUCUUUUCUCUUUAUAUAUAUAUACAUACAUACAUACAUAUGCUGGCGUGGUAGCAAAAUUUCAAGAGCUACAUUGAGGUGGAAUGCCAAGUUUGGGCAUAUUUGGGGAAAUAUUGGAUGGGCCACCCAGAGUCUAUUUAAAUGAGUUUGAGCAACUUCCUGAGAGAAAAAGAACUCAUUCUAGAAAAAGGAAUCUGGCUCAAUACUUUGAAUUAGAAUGUUACUAAUUCUUAAAUAUGGAUGAGAAGGGCAACUCUGCGGGUAGUAGAGUGUUUGUCCCUGGGAUAUUUCUCCUGAUCCAGAUCUCCACUAGAAACAUGUCUAAGUCUGCUGCACUGCCUGUGUAGUAUUUUAUUUUGAAACAGUUCAGUAUGAACAAUGUGAUAUAUGUAUGUAAAUUAAUUUUAACCUACAUCUAAGGGUUAGUAUAAUCUUUGGUUAGCACUGGAAAUCCCCCAAUCUUCAAUCCACACACCAAAAACAGCUAAGAAGUAUUUCAGAUACCCUCAUCAAAAUCUAGCCAAGGGCUUCCCUGGUGGCACAGUGGUUGAGAGUCCGCCUGCCGAUGCAGGGGACACGGGUUCGUGCCCCGGUCCGGGAAGAUCCCACAUGCCGCGGAGCGGCUGGGCCCGUGAGCCAUGGCUGCUGAGCCUGCGCGUCCAGAGCCUGUGCUCCGCAACGGGAGAGGCCACAACAGUGAGAGGCCCGCGUACCGCAAAAAACAAAAACAAAAACAAAAUCUAGCCAAGCACCCAUCUUGAAUACCACUAAUUUCACUACCAAAAAGUUAUUUCUUUUUUUUUAUUAUUGUUUAUUAAUUUAUUUAUUUUUGGCUGUAUUGGGUCUUCGUUGCCGUGCGCGGGCUUUCUCUAGUUGCAACGAAUGGGGGCUACUCUUUGUAGCACCGUCUCGUUGUCCUGGCUUCUCUUGUUGUGGGGCACGGGUUCUAGGCGUGCGGGCUUCAGUAGUUAUGGCUUACAGGCUCUAGAGCUCAGGCUCAGUAGUUGUGGUGCACAGGCUUAGUUGCUCCGUGGCAUGUGGGAUCUUCCCGGGCCAGGGCUCGAACCCGUGUCCCUUGCAUUGGCAGGCAGACUCUUAACCAUUGCGCCACCAGGGAAGCCCCCAAAAAGCUAUUUCUAACAUCUUUUAUGCUGAUGAAUCAAGUCAUGUUGCUCUGAUGUUCCUCUAAGAGAAUCUAAGGAGAAAGACACAUUUUUCCCUACUUCCCAACAGCAGUCUGGGGAUCAAGUUCCCCUUGAAUCAACACUAGAAGCCUGUGAUUUCUUGAAGGAGGCAGCAGAACCUGUUGGAUGAGUGGUCUGGCCAAAGUGGUAUCCAGCUAAGGCAGUGGCAUCAGGAAGAGGGGAUGGAAACAAUAGAGUCAUGGGGAAGUCUUGGCUGGCCCAACAGGUUCAGGAGAGACUGAUGAACAUGGCGGCACCCAGGGAAGUGAGAAUGAAUCAAGAAAAGAGAAUGAAAAUAUCACAAAUCACUAAUGAGUCACCUCUGAGAACUCCCAGAAAUACUUGAUGGAGAUUUUGUUGGGAUUUGAGGUCAGCACCUGAAAACACGGAUUGCAUAUGUAUAAUUGCAUUGGAGUGGGAAGUUAGACAUGAAAAUACUUAAUUGCCAUUGAAAUCUACAAAGGAUCUCUCAAAGGGUACUUUCAAUUCUGUACUUGGCCCAGCCAAAUACAAUUGGCUUGACUCCUUAGGCGGAACAGAAGGUACCUGGUAGAGCUAAGUUUUCAUAGAUGCAUCUGGUUCCCCAAGAGGGCACAGAGCUAAUACAACUGAAAAGGUGUACACCUGUGACUUCAGGCAUCUUGUGAAUGACCAGGCCUGGCUUAGUCAUUCACAAGAUGCUUAAGUUCAAAGCAGAGAUUUUCAUCUGGGAAGCAGGUUGGGGUGGAAGGAAAUAUUCAAAUGGCCUGGAGAAUCUUUUCAGAACACAAAUUCCCCAGGCCCCAGUCUGGAUCUAUUGACCCAGAAUUUCUAGUAAUGGGAUUGAGAAUGAGUUUGGGAGCCCAGUGUGUCUUCAGAAUUUGGAGGCAACUGGAGAAUCAAGGAGUUCUAGGGCAGAGAAGAGGAAUAUUUGCUCGUGUUACUAGGAGAUGGGUAGGGAGGAACAGACCAGAGAUACAGAGACUGGGGUUCCAGAGGAGGUGGAAGGGAGAAGGGGAGAAGGGCGGGAACACAGGUGGUCUUAAAGGGAACCGGAGGAGAGGCCCUCCAUUAGCUGGAAGGAAAAAGGCAUGAGAGAUCAGCUCGGUGCUUUGUCACCACCUAGAGGGGUGGGAUAGGGAGGG